AUGAAUGAUCCGUGGGAGCACCAUGCGAAGACACCCAAAGAUCUGCUAGUGGAUAUUAUGCUAGAUCUUCCAUCAUUAUACCAGGGCAUUGACGAAAUGAAAGACAGAGAUCGUUCUAUUACCGGUUUGCGUGAAGAGCUACAGCAGUUGGCGUCCAAAACCACAGGCCGUCUAUUACAGUGGGGAUCAGAAUUUGCAACUGCAGUGGUGUCUCCCAGGUCUGACUGGCAAGUUCCGUCCAACUUGACGACAGACAAUAUCGCUAGCGCGCAUCUCAUGACCCUUUACUGGGCAUCCCUUAUGAUUGCGCAAAACGUCUAUCACAUUGUCUUUGACGAGGAAUCAGAUGUAGUUGGUAUCGAUCUAAAUGAUUGCUGCCGCAACAUAAUCCGCUGCAUUCCAUUAUUUCUUCACCAAUCCACUGGCAUCUUUCGUCAGCACCUCAUGCCUUUCCCUGCCAUGACAGCAAUUCGACAUUUGAAGUCGACGCGGCCACCCAUAUUGAAACCUGAGCGUGAAUUUGUCCUAUCACUUUCUGAAAAUACGGAGUUUGCGGGCAUGCGGCAGUUCAUGUUAAGUGUACAGCCGCAGCUACUCACGGGAUUGGAAUAG
Penicillium canariense is the source of this 612-nucleotide messenger RNA. RefSeq lists its product as uncharacterized. The coding region runs from base 1 to 612 and encodes 203 amino acids. Lineage: Eukaryota; Fungi; Ascomycota; Eurotiomycetes; Eurotiales; Aspergillaceae. The record is from RefSeq and is a predicted model, not a curated record. The transcript has a single exon.